ACAAGCGCAAAGAGAGAGAGAGAGAGAGAGAGGGAGGAAGAAAAAGAGAAGAUAGUAAAAGAAACGAGCGGCGGUGGGGGAGUGGCGCGAACUUCAAUGAUGUUUCGUGAAUCUUGACUCAUUAUACUCUCAAGUUGUGGCGCCUCGGAACUGUGGCCCCCCCUCCAUUUCCCUCGCUUUUCUCUCGCUGCCUACAUUUUCCUCUUCUUUCUUUCUUUACGACUGUGUACGAAUCGUGUGAAGAAUACAUAUUCUUGGAAUUCUGAAGAGAAAACGUCCAGAACUCGGAAACCAUCCUCGUUUUUUCUUUGUCGUGUAGAUUUCCACCAACUGCCGCUUCCUACGCAUAAAACAUCAGUGAUUGCUUAAUGGCUACCAGUGUAGCUUCUGGAAGCGGCCGGCUGCAUUUUAAAGACACUGUUUACAGGAGACAGGGCUGCAGACAGGCUCAUUGGGUUCAAAAUAUAGCAGUCCCGAGAUGCAUGCAGAAAGAGCUUUCUUGGUCUCAUGGGGUCUCAAAAGGCUUGCUGGCCAAGAAACAUAAUUAUUUCCAUCCUCAAAUUAAGGAGGACUGCAAGCAACGCAGAGUAGUGAUCAAAUCAUGCUUGCGAGAGGGCUACAAUAAGUAUUUUGAUUUUGCUGUAAUUGGAAGCGGGAUUGCUGGCCUUCGAUAUGCUCUUGAGGUUGCCAAGCACGGAACUGUAGCUGUAAUAACCAAGGCUGAGCCCCAUGAGAGCAACACCAACUAUGCACAGGGUGGUGUGAGUGCCGUGUUAUGCCCGUCCGAUUCGGUUGAGAAUCAUGUGCAGGAUACAAUUAUUGCAGGCGCUUAUCUAUGUGACGAGGAGACUGUUAGAGUAGUGUGUACUGAAGGACCUGAUAGAAUCAGAGAAUUGAUCGCAAUGGGGGCUUCAUUUGAUCAUGGGGAGGAUGGGAAUUUGCAUCUGGCCAGGGAAGGGGGACAUUCUCAUCGAAGAAUUGUGCAUGCAGCUGAUAUGACCGGCCGGGAAAUAGAGAGGGCAUUAUUGGAGGCAGUUCGAAAGGAUCCUAAUAUUUUCGUCUUUGAGCACCAUUUCGCAAUAGAUUUCCUGACUUCUCAGGAUGGUUCUGAUACUGUUUGUCAUGGUGUUGACACUUUGAACACAGAGACGCAAGAGGUGGUGAGAUUCAUCUCAAAAGUAACUUUACUUGCAUCAGGCGGGGCUGGACACAUCUAUCCAAGCACUACCAAUCCUCCGGUGGCAACUGGUGAUGGAAUGGCUAUGGCUCACCGAGCUCAAGCUCUAAUUUCUAAUAUGGAGUUUGUGCAAUUCCACCCAACUGCUUUGGCUGAUGUAGGCCUUCCAAUUAAACCAAGAGAGGCCCGAGAAAAUGCCUUUUUGAUAACUGAAGCUGUGAGGGGAGACGGAGGCAUACUUUACAACUUAGGCAUGGAGAGGUUCAUGCCCUUUUACGACGAGAGGGCAGAGCUCGCCCCGCGGGAUGUCGUAGCAAGAAGUAUUGAUGAUCAGCUUAAAAAGCGGAACGAGAAGUAUGUGCUUCUUGAUAUCAGUCACAAGCCCAAAGAGAAUAUUCUCUCUCAUUUCCCCAAUAUCGCCGCAGAGUGUCUCAGGUACGGUUUAGACAUAACCCAACAACCAAUCCCUGUGGUCCCUGCGGCUCAUUACAUGUGUGGUGGAGUGCGUGCUGGGCUCCAAGGUGAAACUAAUGUCAGAGGUCUCUAUGUGGCUGGUGAAGUUGCAUGUACCGGCUUGCAUGGGGCGAACCGGCUCGCUAGCAACUCAUUGCUGGAGGCACUAGUAUUUGCACGGCGGGCUGUGCAACCAUCAAUUGAUCAUAUGAGGAGUUCUCAAAUUGAUCGGGGUGCUUCCCAUUCGUGGUCCUGGCCAAUAAUGCCCAAGUCACUGGGGGACACUGUUUUGAACAACAUUGUCCGUAGGACAAGGGAAGUGAGGAAAGAGCUACAGUUGAUAAUGUGGGAGUAUGUCGGGAUAGUUAGAUCGACGACUAGGCUGCAGAUGGCUGAGAAGAGGAUCGGGGAGUUGGAAUUGGAAUGGGAAACAUAUUUAUUCCAGCAGGGGUGGGAACCAACGAUGGUGGGGAUUGAGGCUUGUGAGAUGAGAAACUUGUUUUGCUGCUCCAAGCUGGUGGUGAGCAGUGCUCUAGCAAGGCAUGAAAGCCGUGGCCUUCAUUACACUGUUGAUUUCCCACAUGUGGAGGAAAGCAUGAGGUUGCCGACUGUCAUCUUUCCAUGUUCACCUGUAAAUAGCACUUGGAGUUCACGGCAACUCCACAGGCAACAAAUAUGUUAGGAGUAUACAUCAUUUUUGUCGAUUCUUCCCCCCUAGAACUUCAGGUGGGUUGCUUGUUUCCUAAUUGGAAAACUACACUUGUAUUUUGCUACCAAAUAUUCUGAUUCCAUGGUCGAAAAUCCUUACAGCAACCUUUUGUAAUAAUGGAAGUUUCUGGGCUUGAAUAAGUCCAUUGAACUCUUUUUGCAACAUGCAUGUAUUUCACUCCA
Sesamum indicum (sesame) is the source of this 2521-nucleotide messenger RNA. RefSeq names its product L-aspartate oxidase (gene AO). Gene Ontology annotation, molecular function: L-aspartate oxidase activity. Gene Ontology annotation, biological process: NAD+ biosynthetic process. The record is from RefSeq and is a predicted model, not a curated record. Lineage: Eukaryota; Viridiplantae; Streptophyta; Magnoliopsida; Lamiales; Pedaliaceae.